GUGCCCGGCUGCUCGCCCUCCUGUCCCACGUGCCAGCGAUCUGGUCCUGCAAACUGCAGCCUCCACGUGCUCGCCCUCCUCCUCCCAGACCGUUCCCGCCCACGAAUAAUCUGGACGCUGCGCCGCCUCCGCAUGCUCGACCUCUCUAGCAAUUGCCUACAGGGCGGGAUCCCCGCGGUGCUCGCCUGCGUCGCCCUCCGGGACCUUGCCUACAACAACGCCGUCGACGUCGUGAUGUGCUGUGCAUGUGCUGGCCGUGAACAUCGACGUGCGCGCGGCCACGUCGCGGUCGGCGCGGUCGUCCGGUAGCGCGAGAACGCCGCCAAUAUCAUGUACUCCAGCAGUCCAGCCACGCUAACCUCGUCCCCAGGACUGCUGCGCCCGAUCAGGCCGCCGAUGACGAGUACGAGUACGAGGUGGAGGCCACCACAGUAAUUGACGCUCGCCUCUCCGCUGUGCGGGUCCAUGCGGCCGGCGAGCGUUCCUUGGCAGUUUGGCACCCAGCCGUUGACGACGGUGGUUCGUGCGAACACCAUGCUGGAUAGCCCACUCCGGCUAAGAGCAACUGCAACAGACUCGUUAAACAUUAUUUCCUCGCCAAAAAAGAGAAAAGACCGUGAAAAACUAGAUCCAACAGUCUCGCCAUCGAGCUCGCUUCUCCAUCUCACUCGGCAUCGCGUUCCCGUCGCUGGCCAUCUUUGCCGAGCAGCUCCAACUCGCCAUUCUCCCGCCAGCACGCUCUCCUGCGCUCCCGCUCCCACGCCCUCCCGCUUUCGCGCCAUCCCACUCGCAUCCACGCCCAUGCUGUUGCGCUCUGGCCGCCGCAAUCUUCCAUCGCCGCCGCAAUGUUCAGGCCGCCGCGACCCUGUCGAAUAGAGAGUGGAGAAAAAGGGAUGGGUAUCGGAUCUGCAGAGAGUCAAUCCCAGUUUCUUCUAGGAAGGGUGGAAGAAGAGGCAUAUCAUCUGGAGGGAGAGUCCGCUGACUCCACUAUCAGAUCCAUGCGCCACCAGGUGGUUCCCCUCACAGCCAACGAUCGGAUCCCAGAAGAUGUGCCAAGUGGUAGCCAAUUCGACGGUACCAUGGAUUCUAGGUAUUACACAAAUCUCCUGGUUAAUGGUAUUGAAGAAUCUCAAGCAACUCGUAGUGAUGUAAGAAUCCAACAUGGUCGUGCAACAGCCAAGAGUUCUCAGGGUAGAAGCAAAAAUUUUAGAGAUGAGGAGGACAUUCUUCUUGUGUCAGCUUGGCUGAAUGUGGGCAUGGAUCCUAUUCAAGGAGUUGAUCAAACACAUGGCACACUAUGGAGAAGGAUACAUGAAUAUUUCAAUGCAAACAAGAAGUUUGACUCAAAUCGUUCUGAAGUAUCUUUAAUGAAUCGUUGGUCUGGUAUACAACAUGAUGUGAAUCUGUUUUGUGGAUGUCUGUCUAGGGUUGAAGCUAGGAAUCACAGUGGUUGGUCAAUUGAUGACAAGGUCGCAAAUGCAUGUGUAAUGUUCAAGGCCGAAGACCCAAAGGAUAAGAAGUUUUCAUACCUGCAUUGCUGGAAAAUCUUGAAGGACAAGCCCAAGUGGAUGGAUAGGCGGAAGGAAAUUGGAAGUGCAAAAAAAUCAGCCACUAAGAAACAGAAGACAACGACAAAUUCUUCUCCAGCAUCAGUUGCAAAUGCAAUUGCCGUAGAUGCCCCUCUUGGGGGUGCUGAUCAUGAUGAACCAUCAUGUAGGCCCGACGGUAAGAAGAAGGAGAAACAAAAGCUACGACAACGUUCGUCCAUGGAAGUUGUAGACUAUCUAAUUGCAAAGAAGAAAGAUUCUGACCUUGAAAAGGACUUGAAGAAAGAGGAGAGGUGCAAUAAAGCCUUUGCUCUACAGGAAGAAAGGAUCAAAUUGGACAAAGAAAAGUUUGCGUUCCAAAGACAGCUCGAAGAGGACAGAAUAAUUGGUUUGGACCUUAGCACCAUGAACUAUAAACAACAGCAGUAUUAUGAAGAUCGUCAGAACGAGAUUCUUGCAAGACGUUUCAAUAUCUAGAAUUUUCUAGUUUUAGUUAAGUAUGCUAGAUUUUUGCUUCAUAGUCCAAGAUGAUUUUUGCUGCUAGAUUUUUCUGUUCGCAUGGUACUCAAAAAGGGACUGAAUGUUUUCAAGUUUCGUGUAUUGGACUGAAAAAAGGGACUGCAUGGUACACAAGAACAGAAAAAAAUUACAAGAUCUCGUUUGGAUGUU
Zea mays is the source of this 2216-nucleotide messenger RNA. RefSeq names its product glutathione S-transferase T3-like. Lineage: Eukaryota; Viridiplantae; Streptophyta; Magnoliopsida; Poales; Poaceae. Bases 846 to 2024 code for a protein of 392 amino acids. The record is from RefSeq and is a predicted model, not a curated record. The transcript is spliced from 3 exons.